This is a messenger RNA of Solanum dulcamara, 1847 nucleotides long. RefSeq names its product WEB family protein At2g38370-like. The coding region runs from base 95 to 1675 and encodes 526 amino acids. The transcript has 2 exons. NCBI's taxonomy places the organism in Eukaryota, Viridiplantae, Streptophyta, Magnoliopsida, Solanales, Solanaceae. The record is from RefSeq and is a predicted model, not a curated record.
UGCACCCUGCUGCUGUCGUACUAUAUUAAACCUUGGCGCCCUGGUAGUUAACUCCUCAUUCACUCCCUUGUAAGCUGUAUUUACUGCAGGUGCUAUGGCUGGAAAUGGAGAAUCGGCGGCGACUGAAACCAAGAAAAUUAUCAACCCAAGAGUGGAAAUUGAUACAUCUCCGCCUUUUGAGUCGGUGAAGGAGGCUGUCGACCAUUUUGGGGGCAGUGGCCCUUGGAUUCCCCAUCACUUGCUCCGUUUACCACCUCCGGACGAUGGUUCUGAAAUUAUAGACGUGGGCAAAAUGGAGGAGCAAGCAGUAAAAUUUGAGAAAGACUUGAUUGUGAAGGAACAGGAGGCCCUCAAUGUGUUGAGAGAAGUGGAAGAAGCUAAAAGAUUUGUAGAAGGAUUGAAAGUAAAUUUGAUGCAAGAAGUGUCUCAGUUUGUGCCCAGUCCAGGUUUAAAUCCGGAGAGCCAAAUUCCAAAUCUUAAUGAGCUUUCAGCAGAAAACUUAAGUCUAUGUCCUCUUCAGUCCCCAGGACAUGUACUAAUGGAAUUAAACCGAGCAAAAUUAGACCUUAACAAGAUGUCGGUAGACCUUACGGUGAUUAGAUCUUCUGUUGAGACUCUGAAUAAGAAAAUGAAGAAAGAAAAGGUAAUUCUUGACCGAAGCAGUCAGAUGAAAUCCCUUAAUUCAGCAGCAGGAUUCUCCAUUGAGGAAAACAACACUAUGAACAAAGAGCUCCAGCAGUUGAGCUUUGAAGCAGAGCAAUUCAAGAAAAUGGCAGAAGCUUCAAGGUACGAGGUGAUGAAGGCGAUGUCAGAGAUUGAACGAACAAAGGCAAGUAUCAGAAUGGCUGAAAUGAGAUUACAUGCAGCCAAAAAGAUGGAAGAAGCAGCUAAAGCUGUGGAAGCAAUUGCUUUUGCAGAAAGAAAGGCUUUACUGAAUGGAAAGAAUUCUUCAGCUGUUGUUCAGCACACAACUGAGGGGAUCACAAUUCCAUAUGAAGAAUAUUAUGCUCUUGCUCGGAAAGCGCAGCAGGCUGAAGAGAUAUGCAAAACAAAAUUUGUAGACACAAACACAACACGCAGAACCAAUGAAGCAAACCAAUCUGAGGUGGCUAUUACAAAGAAGAUGGAGGAAACUACGAAAGAAAUUAGACACAACAGGAGUACUCUAGAAGAGGCUUUGGACAAUGAAGAUGGUACUCAAAGAAGUCGUCUUAUUGAACAAGAUGGUUUCUACAGGGAGAGAUCAGAACACACUCAAUUGCAUUACUCGGGGCAUAACUCGGCUAAAUCUAAGUUCAGAAAUCCUCAGUCAUCUCUCACUAGUCAUGGAAACCCUCGGCUGGUUGACCACAAUGAAGCAGAUGAUGUCAAUGACAAGUCAGUCCCAGUCUUUCGAUCAUCAAUAUCGAUUGGAGACAUACUGAGCAGGAAGCUGAUUUUGCGAGAUGAUCAUAUUGUAGUGGGUAAGCAUAUGGAAAGCCACACUGAAAGAAAACAUGUUUCGUUUAGCCAAAUGCUGAGGGAACAGAGUGGGAUCAUAUUGAAUCCUACAAAAGCUAUGAAAGAAGGGGAUGUACACAAGCAAUUCAUUACUCAUAAGAAGAAGUUUGGUUUCAUCCAAGUACCACUUCCUAAACAGAAUAAGAAAAAGACACAGCCUUUGAACAUGAGAUGAUCUGCCCUUCCUCCCACAUCAGUCUGAUACUUGUUUACUGGGAUUGCACAUGUUUGUUUUUUUUCUUUUGCAGUGUGUAUUAUGAUGUCAUAUCUAUUGUGUUUGUGAUUUGUGAUUACUGGGUGUUGCCCUUUUCUCUUCAUGAUUGAUGUAAAGCUCCUCUUGAAGCUAA